CUUUAUUCCCCCAUUUCCAUUCCCUCUAACCUCUCUCUGGACUUCCUUCUUUCUUUCUUUUCCCCUCCCAUAUCAUCAUUCAUCGUCAUCUCCUUUGUCUUCAGUUAGCUUCUGAUCAUAUUCAACUGAUCAUACUUAAUCUCUGUCCAACUCCCAUGUCCAUCUUCUAACUCCUUCCACCAACAUUAUGCAUCUCCGUUCGUUCCUUCUCGGGAGCGCCGCCGUUCUAGGCGCCAACGCUUUCCUAGUCGUUCCGGAAGUCGAAGUAGAGGCCAUCGCCUCUGAACCCGAAUUUGCCGGUCUUCAUCCCCUGGAAUCUCACGCUUCUCAGCAACAGAAUGUCGAUCUCCUUUGCACUGAGUGCCCUUUCAGAGAAGUCACCGAAAAUGGCAAGGUCAGCUGGACUGACGGUUUCCAAACCGCUUUGUCGCUGAACUUCUCGAUUGAGGAUGGUACCUUGCUGGCCAACGGCCGUCAGAUCUUCCCUCCCCCUCCUCCAACCGUCAUCACCGCGGUCCAGCGCCGUCUAUCGGAUGAUGAGGAGUCGGAGCCUAUCCCGCUGGGAUAUGCCGUCGAGAUGUUGCCGCUGCCUUCUCCGCCAGAGGAACCUGUCGAUUUGGUCGCUGUUCGCUUCACUGUCCUCGACUUGGACAGCCACCCCGUCCCGCUGAAUACCGUAGCAAUCAGCCUCCUCCACGACCCCGAGGGUAACCUUUACAUGGUCAAGACCGAUAUCGAGGACAACACCCCCAACCGUGUUUCUUGGAGACAGUGCCGCGGAAAGCCAAUGUGCCUGAAGAGACUUUUGUUCAACCGGAUUCGUGCGCUGUUCGCUGCCGCCAAAGCCCGUAUGCUCGGAGUUAUGGGCCCCAAGCCACACUGCGGCCGUCCUCGUCCUUCUCAUCCCCACCACGGUGGUAUGCCAUUCCCGCCCCAGGCUGAAGGCCACAUGGGACGUCCCGGCCACCCUCACCACCACCAUAUGCACCAUGGCCCUCACGGUAACUGGGAGCGCACUGCCUCUCGCGUUGCCCGCUUCAUCGUCAUCCCGGCUGCGCUGGGCGUUCUGGCAGGAUUGGCUGCCAGUGCUGUGGGUAUGUUGGUUGGCCAGGUGGUAGUGUUCUUGUGGCAGCGCUAUCGCCGUUCUGACCGCGAGGAGUCUCUUGAGCAAGGCACUACUUCUGAGAAGCAGGGCUUGAUGACCGAGGCUACCGAUGACCUUCCCCCUGCUUACAGUGACGAGGAAGGCCCAGCCGAGACAGCAGCGGACCACAAGAACUGAACGACUUUUUAGUUACUUUUUUGGGCGUUGAGAUAGACAGAAUGUUUCUUCUGGGAAGGACAAAGGAUCGGCGGGAAGCUAUCUCAG
Messenger RNA from Aspergillus caelatus, 1369 nucleotides. RefSeq lists its product as uncharacterized. The coding region runs from base 188 to 1282 and encodes 364 amino acids. The record is from RefSeq and is a predicted model, not a curated record. The transcript has 2 exons. NCBI's taxonomy places the organism in Eukaryota, Fungi, Ascomycota, Eurotiomycetes, Eurotiales, Aspergillaceae.